Messenger RNA from Lachnellula hyalina, 11613 nucleotides. It is a transcript of the gene TRA1, whose product is annotated as Transcription-associated protein. The annotation marks the transcript as partial. The record is from RefSeq and is a predicted model, not a curated record. Gene Ontology annotation, molecular function: transcription coregulator activity; protein binding. Gene Ontology annotation, biological process: DNA repair; regulation of DNA-templated transcription. The transcript has 3 exons. Gene Ontology annotation, cellular component: SAGA complex; nucleus; NuA4 histone acetyltransferase complex. Lineage: Eukaryota; Fungi; Ascomycota; Leotiomycetes; Helotiales; Lachnaceae.
GCUUGCGCCAUUGCGAAUGUCGCUGUCAUGUCUGCCACUAUUGAUGUAGUUGUGCAGCGGUUGAGCUCGCCUGACUCUGCUGACCUGCCUCUGCUUCGAUUAGAUGUCAAACUCAAAGUCGAAGCAGCGACUCAGCUGCGCGACAACCUCGAGCACUACAUAACUGGACCCAUAUACCCAGCUUUCCUCAAGAAGCUAAUUCCAAUAUUCAUCAACUGCCUAAAAGGCCCUCCAGUUUUUAUUAGUACUUCCUCGGAACAAAAACUACGGAGCUGUGUUCUCGAGAUCCUCCAUCGCUUGCCUACGAACCCCCCCGAGCCUUUCGAACCAUAUGCAGAAGAAGUGGUGGAUCUUUUGAUGAAUCUGGUGAAAUGUGAUAAUGAGGAAAAUGCAUCUCUCUGUGUCAAGACGAUCAUGGAUAUUAUGCGGCACCAGACCAAAGUGCUGCAAGAGAAGGUCCAGCCCUUCUUGACGCUCAUUCAAGACCUCUUCGACCAGAUGGAGUCAGUGGUACGGGAUCAGCUCGACAACCCAACUUCUGGAGUGCCAUCGACACCAGGGAGCUCACAAACAUACCAAAACUCUCCUCGACCAGGCUCUCCAGUUGCAUCUGUCGCAGACCUUGGGGCAGAUCCCCAGCAGCAGACCCGGCCGUUGUUAAAGGGGAUGCAGUCCUUCAAAGUGCUGGCAGAAUGUCCAAUUAUUGUGGUGUCAAUAUUCCAGGUCUACAGAAACACGGUUGGGCCAAAUGUUAAGCUUUUUGUGCCUCUCAUCAAGAGCGUUCUCCUUCUCCAAGCAAAACCUCAAGAACAAGCACAUACCGAUGCCGCAGCAAAGGGUACCAUCUUCACUGGUGUUAGCCCCAACAUUCGAAACAGAGCUGCCUUUGGAGAGUUCAUCACGGCCCAGGUCAAGACAAUGAGUUUCUUGGCAUACCUCCUUCGGGUAUACUCGCAGCAGCUUACCGAUUUUCUUCCAACACUACCAAAUAUCGUUGUUCGACUGUUGAAGGAUUGUCCGCGGGAAAAAUCCGGGGCGAGAAAAGAACUGCUGGUUGCGAUUCGACACAUCAUAAAUUUCAACUUCCGGAAGAUAUUUGUGUCGAAGAUUGAUGAGCUUCUUGAUGAGAGGACAUUGAUAGGUGAUGGUUUGACAGUCUACGAAACAAUGCGACCUCUUGCAUACAGCAUGCUUGCUGACCUUAUCCAUCAUGUUCGAGAUGCUCUAGAUCCUAAGCAGAUUCGGAAGACGGUCGAGGUAUAUACCAAGAAUCUGCAGGACAGCUUCCCCGGUACCAGCUUUCAGACCAUGAGCGCCAAGCUGCUUCUGAAUAUGGCAGAAUGCAUUUCGAAGAUGCCCAGCAAGACAGAUGCUCGUUACUACCUAAUCAUGAUCCUUAAUGCUAUUGGAGAUAAGUUUGCCGCCAUGAACAGGCAAUAUCCCAAUGCUGUCAAGCUUUCGAAGCUCUACGCACAACAAUCGAUCGAUGCGUCUGCAGAUAACUAUCUAGCGGAAAAAGAUAAUCCUCCUAAUUGGGAUGAGAUCGAUAUUUUCACAGCUAUGCCAAUCAAGCCAUCAAAUCCUCGAGACCGGGGGCUCGACCCUGUUGCCGAUAACAAAUUCCUGUUCAAGAAUCUCAUGAAUGGGUUGAAGAACACUUUCUAUCAACUGAAAGCAUGUAAUACUGCCCCGCCAAUUGAUGCGAACAACGCACCCGCUCAUUGGCAGGAAGUCUCAUAUGGAUUUUCGGCCGAGGAAGUCCAGGUAAUCAUUAAGCUCUUUCGCGAAGGUGCUUACGUUUUCCGGUACUACGAAAUUGAGAAACCAGCGUCAGAAUCGCAGUACGCUUCACCUGUUGAGUUUAUGGCAAAUCACUACAUGAUCUCCAGCAGCAAGGAAGAGAAGGAUCUGCUUGAAACUUUUGCCACAGUCUUCCAUUGUAUCGACCCAGCCACUUUCCAUGAGGUUUUCCAUGAAGAGAUUCCAAAGCUCUACGAGAUGAUAUUUGAGCACACUGCACUCCUCCAUGUACCGCAGUUCUUUCUUGCGAGCGAAGCAACGUCUCCCAGCUUUGCGGGAAUGCUUUUGAAGUUCCUCAUGGACCAUAUCGAUGAAGUAGGCAGCUCAGAUGUCAAGAAGUCGUCAAUUCUUCUCCGACUCUUCAAGCUGGCUUUCAUGGCCGUGACUCUCUUUUCGAAUCAGAAUGAACAAGUCCUUUUGCCCCACGUGCUCGACAUUGUCACGAAAUCCAUUGAGCUAUCAACGACCGCCGAAGAGCCAAUGAACUACUUCCUCCUUUUAAGAUCACUCUUCCGAAGUAUUGGUGGUGGAAAGUUUGAGCACCUCUACAAGCAGAUCCUACCUCUUCUUGAAAUGCUUUUGGAGGUUCUGAACAACUUGCUCUUAGCCGCACGAAAGCCGGCAGACCGAGACCUAUACGUAGAGCUGUGUCUCACCGUCCCUGCCAGGCUCAGUAACCUCCUCCCCCAUUUGAGCUAUUUGAUGCGACCUCUCGUAGUAGCUCUGAGACCUGGGUCUGAUCUUGUGGGACAAGGUCUCAGGACGUUGGAACUUUGCGUCGACAACCUCACCGCUGAUUACUUGGACCCCAUCAUGGCCCCAGUAAUUGAUGAGUUGAUGACCGCUCUCUUCGAUCAUCUUCGCCCUACACCCUACAGUCAUUUUUAUGCUCACACCACCAUGCGAAUCUUGGGAAAACUGGGUGGCCGGAACAGGAAAUAUAUGACAGGCGCUCCAGGUCUGACCUUCCAGCAAUUCUCGGACGAUAUUACCAGUUUCGAUCUGAAGCUCGUUGGGUCGAAGAAAGAUAGAGCUUUCCCAGCUGAGAUUGGUAUCGAUCUCGCCAUUGGUAAAUUGAUGGAAGCGCCGAAAGGAGCUGCGGCCAAGAAAUUAGAUGGAUAUUACAAGAAACAAGCUCUCCAUCUCAUAAAGACCCAAUUAAAGUUGCGUCUUGGUGUAGACAACCUCCCGGAAGAUUUCUCCCGACUUGUCCGUUUGCAGGCACAGGAUUUGCUAGCCGGAGAAUCCAACGUCGACUUGACUGCGCUCGAAACGUCCGACAGAGAACGGUCUGUUUUCAAGAAAGACGGACAGGACGCGAUGCUUAAAAAGUUGCUCAAAAGCUGCAUAUUUGCUAUUUCUCUCCCCGACUUUACAGCUGAGGCCUCGGCACUUUUAACCAAUGUCUGCAGGCAUAUCACAAUCCUCGAGAUUGGUAACGCUUUGCAAGAGAUGAAGCGAAGGAAACAGGCGUUUGAUGUAAAAGCUGGAGAAGGUAGACUCUUCAUUGAAAGUAGAGUGCUUGCCGAUGCCAUUGUUGAGUCCUUGUCAUCUGAUAUGCCAGCUGUUCGGGAAGCCGCCCAGCAAGCGAUCCAGGAGGUUUACGAUUCUACCGGUAUCAUAUUCGGAUCGAGCACUGAAAUUUCCCGCUUGUCAUUUUUUGACCAUCUCGUCAAGUCCUUCUGUCACGCAUGUUACGAAGAGGAGUGGUUUACCAAGGCAGGUGGUAGCUUGGGAAUUAGCCUUAUGCUUACCACGUUUGACAUGGGCGAUGCUUGGGUGCAAGAUAAGCUGAUAGAGCUGGUAAGGGCUCUGAUGUAUGUCAUCAAGGACAUGCCUCCUGAUCUACCAGCAAAGACUCGAAGGGGAGCUCAAGGUACACUCGAGAUCCUUCUACGUCGUAGUAUGAAGAAUGCGACCAAGGAUGACCUCGCUGUUCCUCCUCCGGCUCAGCCCCCUCACCAACAGUCACGAGGAUCUAAGCUUUACCAGAUUUGCGGCCUCAUGAAUCUCGCCGUUUGCCACAUGAAUCGACAUGUCCGUGAAGCUUCCAGGCAAGCACUGGAGAUCAUUUCUAAGGAGGUUGGGGUUGAGAUCUGGGAGCUUUUGGAGCCCAGCAAGGACAGUUGUCUAAUGCCAAUUUACAACAAGCCGCUGAGAGCACUUCCAUUUGGAGUGCAAAUUGGUUUUAUCGAUGCAAUCACAUAUUACAUGGGAUUGAAGAGCGACUUCGUCCCCUUUGACGACCACCUCAAUCGCCUGCUCAUGGAGACUUUGGCUUUGACUGAUGCACCUGACGAGUCCUUGGCUGGAAAGCCGCAGGAGCAUCGGACACAUGAGUCGAUCGUCAAUCUUCGCGUGGCCUGCAUGAAAAUGCUUACAACAGCAAUGGGGUUCGAGGAUUUUCAGAAAGGGGCCGCAAAUCCCACUCGAAGCAAGAUCGUUGGCGUCUUCUUCAAGUGCUUGUACUCAGAAUCAAAGCCUAUUAUUGAGUCAGCGAAUGACGCAUUGAAGGUCGUCCUCUCUCAGACGAGCAAGCUACCCAAAGAUCUUCUUCAAAAUGGUCUCCGUCCUGUGCUGGCAAAUCUCCAAGAUCCACGUCGGCUAAGCGUCCACGGUCUUGACGGCUUAGCCCGACUUCUGCAACUUCUGACAACGUACUUCAAGGUUGAGAUUGGCUCUCGUCUGCUCGACCACAUCAAGACCCUCGCAGAUCAAAACAUGCUCCAACGAAUCUCAUUCACUCUUAUUGAGCAAAACGAGCAGAUGAAAAUCAUUGCCGCCGUCGUCAACAUCUUCCAUCUGCUUCCUCCGGCCGCAGAACAAUUUAAAGAAAGACUCAUCAUCACUGUACUGGAUUUGGAGGAACAAUUACGUAGGACGCGAUACAGCCCAUUCAGACCGCCACUCUACAAAUACAUCAACAGAUACCCCAAAGAGACCUGGGGCCUCCUCCUUGGCAAGAUCGAGGAGCCAAAGUAUGGCCGCUUCCUAGCUCAGGUUCUGGAGAAUCCCGAAAGCAAAGCUCUACGAGAGGUCGUUGUCAAUGGAGUCGAGUCCUUGAUCAAGUACUGUGGAGACAUGAGUGAGGGAAACAAGGAGAGCAAGUAUGCUGCUAUCAUCAAUUCCAUCCACAUCAUGCAUUCCAUCUCCAAGUUCGAAGGCACCCGAUCUUGGAUGGAAAAGAAGGAUAGUUUGAUGUGGUUCAAAGCCGUUGGCAAGAAGUUGGAAGCACAAUUGCGCAGCAACACCCUGCCGCCACAACUCCGUCUUGCUGCCGAGCAAGCUGGCGAUCAUCUCAUGAUCAUCUUCACCAAGUUCCUUGAGUACCAUCCUAAGGACCUGGACGCUUUGUUCAGCCUUGUGGAGGCUGUCACCUCUGAUGACUUCAAACCCAGCCAGCCGCUUUUCGAUUAUAUCUACAAGCACAUUGUCUGUAAUGAAUCGAUUGACUACUGGAAAGCAAUUAUUAUGCGGAGCUUGGAAAUAUAUGCUGGUAGGAGCGCAUCACAAAAGACGAAGGCAUUCCUUUUGCACUACCUGGUCAACCCCAUCAUCGCCAUGGAUGUCAUGCGCACCACUGGACAAUCAAUUGCUGCAAAGACACCCAGACUAAUGGAUAAAGCAGUGAUCGAGUCAGUUCACAGCAAGAUCUGGAAAGUGGGUCUUGGGGACUCCAAUGAAGACUUGACUCAGCCAGGCAUCGAUCACACCCGGAUGGAAGUCCUGCAGCUUACAGCGAUGCUUAUUAAGUAUUACCACGCGAUUCUGCAAGAUGCCCGAAAGGACAUCAUCAAAUUCGGCUGGACCUACAUUCGUCUGGAGGAUGUUAUCAAUAAGCAUGCUGCGUAUGUCGUAAUCGGAUACUUCAUCGCGCAUUACGAGACACCAGCCAAGAUAGUCCAGCAAGUCUACUUUUCACUUCUGAGAGCAAAUCAGAAUGAAGGUCGAGCCUUGGUGACACAGGCCCUGGAGCUCAUCGCACCUGUACUCCCCAAGCGAGUCAACGCAGCGCCAGGCGAUCGCAACCCUAUCUGGGCUGUUGGACCCCGUCGAAUUUUGGCUGAAGAGGGUCAAAAUGUACAGCAAAUGACUAGCAUCUUCCACUUCUUAGUCAAGCACGCGGAUCUUUUCUACGACUCUCGUGAAAAGUUCAUUAAUCUCAUCAUAAGCUCUCUCCGCAAAAUUGCUGCACCACCAAAUCCAUCAAAUGAGAGCAAGAAGCUGGUAUUGAACCUGAUGACUUUGAUAUGGCAGUGGGAGCAGAAGCGUGUCGAAGGAAAGGAUGCUUCUCCUGUGCGAGCCUUUUCGGAAUCUCCGAACACGAAAAAAAGGAAGCUCGAGAGUUUGAGUGACCAGCAAACAUCUUCGCCUUCACCAUCCAAGCCUGGUUCGUCCUCAGGUGACAAACCCGAGUACAAAAUCCCACCUAUUGUCCAAUCAAAGAUGAUUAAGUAUCUCGUCGAGUUUAUUGCAUCGCUCAGCGAGAGGUAUCCGCUCCCAUCAGCUAAGAACAGAGAUUCAGGCGCUUCUAAUUCUCCGAUGCAGCCUGGGCUCUCAGUUGAGAUGUGCAAGAAGGCCAUUUCUCUUCUCUACAAUCUCCUUCAGCCACAGUACUGGGGAGAAUCAGGUGUUGACUUGUUCCCAAAUGUUACCGAGACAGUUUUAGCGAGUGAGAGGACAAUUGCCGCUCUUGCCAGCGAGCAUUCUGACAAGGAAAAGCCCGAUGAGAAAUUCAUCACCAACAUGAUAAAUACUCUCCAGAUUGUUCGCAUCAUUGUCAACAUCAAGUCAGACGAGUGGAUUUUGCAAAACCUAUCCGCUCUGCAGCAUAUUCUGGAUAAGUCCCUGAAGUCAGACAAUCCAGAGAUACAAGAUUGCUUGCAUUCGGCCGAUGAAACGAUCGACGAUGGUCGGAAGCUGAGGCCACUGCUCAAACGUAUCCUGGAUGCUGUUCCCGAUGAUGUUCCCAUGGAGGAUGCCGAUGCAGAUGGAGAAGCAGAAGCAUCAACGUCGGAGAUCAUUACCUUCUUAACUAACAUAGCUACCGAGAUGCUCUCGGCCAGCAACUAUGUCGCCGGCAUCAACGUUUUGUGGACUCUGGCCCAGCGAAAGCCUUCUGAGAUGGAUCAACACAUUAAUCAAGUAAUGAAGGCUCUGCAAGCCAAGCUGGCGCGGGAACACGUUGGUCAUUAUACUGCUGUAAUGGGCCAGUCUGGGAUGGCAGCUCCGGUUCGACCAGGAGAGGCUGAACCAGCAGGGGUAAUGAGCAACUACGAUCUGGAAAUUCAAACUGGUCUCAUGCUCAAGGCUAUUGAUGUCAUCUCGAUGCGUAUGGAUGUCCUCGGGGAUAAUCGCCGUCCUUUCCUUAGCGUCCUUGCGACAUUGGUUGAAAAAUCGAUGAGUAACUCACUGUGUUUGAAGAUUCUAGACAUGGUCGAAAACUGGGUCUUUAAGUCCGAGGGAUCAUGGCCUACGUUGAAAGAGAAGACUGCCGUCUUACACAAAAUGUUGACUUUCGAAACCCGAUCCGACCAAACCCUCCUGAUGAAGUUCCUCGAACUCGUAAUACGUAUUUACGAGGACCCGAAGAUUACGCGCACGGAGCUCACUGUUCGAAUGGAGCAUGCAUUCUUGAUUGGCACCAGAGCCCAAGAUGUUGGGAUGCGGAACCGCUUUAUGACAAUCUUUGACAAGAGUCAAUCCAAGACAGCCAGUGCGAGACUAGCUUAUGUGAUUACUGGUCAGAAUUGGGACACAUUAGCCGAAUCGUACUGGCUCUCUCAAGCUUCUCAACUACUGCUUGGCGCUGUCGAUACGAAUAGCUCACUGCAGCUGCACUCGGAAGACUUCCGAGUCAUGCCAGCUUCUAUGAUCUUUGGGACUUAUUCCAAAGACCCUCGAACCCCAGCACUUCCUUCGGACGCCAAGUUCGAUAGUUUGAUGGCCACUCAUCGACGCUUUGUGGCCGAGCUUGGAGAUGUUAAAGUCCGCGAUGUGAUUGAACCUCUCACUCAAUUGCAACAUACCGAUCCCGACAUGGCACAUGAGAUGUGGGUUGCGUUGUUCCCUAUGUUCUGGGCUGCUACUCCCAAGGAUGAACGUAGUGAUUUAGAGAGAGGAAUGGUCGCUUUACUCACCAAGGAUUACCACUCACGGCAAGUUGAUAAGAGACCCAACGUCAUCCAAUCACUCCUCGAAGGAGCCGCAAGGUCUUGGCCGGAAUGCAAAAUUCCACCCCAUGUGCUGAAGUUUGAAGCAAAGACGUACGAUGCUUGGUACACCGCACUUGUACAGCUUGAAAACGCUGCAAUCAACCCAGCAGUUGAUAGCGCGUUAAUUCGAGAGAGCAAUCAGGAUGCUCUUGUGGAGCUGUAUGCUGGUUUACAGGAAGAUGAUCUAUUCUACGGAACGUGGCGCCGCCGAUGUCAGUUCGUGGAGACGAACGCUGCUCUUUCGUACGAGCAGAAUGGCAUGUGGGACAAAGCGCAGAGCAUGUAUGAGGCUGCUCAAAUCAAAGCCCGUACCGGUGCUAUUCCUUUCUCCCAGGGCGAAUACAUGCUCUGGGAAGAUCAUUGGGUCUUGUGUGCACAGAAACUUCAGCAGUGGGAGAUUCUUUCCGAUUUCGCCAAGCAUGAGAACUUCCAAGACCUGCUGUUGGAGUGCGCAUGGAAACAAACAGAGAUGUGGCAGACACCCGAACAUCGCGAGUCCCUCGACAAUUUGAUCAAGGGUGUGAUGGAUGCACCUACACCUCGGCGUGCCUUCUUCCAGGCCUUCAUGUCACUUCUCAAGCUUCACAACAAGACCGAAUCUCCAGGCGAGUUUAGCAAGGUCUGUGACGAGGCCAUUCAGCUUUCAAUCCGAAAGUGGCACCAGCUACCGAGGCGGAUCACGAACGCUCAUAUUCCUCUCCUGCAGAACUUCCAACAGCUUGUGGAGCUUCACGAUGCUAGCGUUAUUUGCCAGAGUCUAGCGCAGACAAAUCAGGCCAACCUUGAUGUGAAAUCUGGCGAGCUGAAGUUAUUACUGGGUACAUGGCGUGAUCGACUUCCUAACGUUUGGGAUGAUAUCACCGCAUGGCAGGAUCUGGUGACCUGGAGACAACACAUUUUUGGACUGAUCAAUACAACAUAUCUUGGACUCCUUCCUCAGCAAGGGCAAAACGCCAAUGGAGCUUCCUUCGCUUAUCGGGGUUAUCACGAGACUGCUUGGAUUAUCAAUCGCUUUGCUCACGUUGCCCGCAAGCACCAGCUUCCAGAGGUCUGUAUCAGCCAGCUCAGUCGAAUCUACACUCUGCCAAAUAUUGAAAUUCAAGAAGCAUUCUUGAAGCUUAGGGAACAGGCCAAGUGCCAUUAUCAGAACCCCAACGAGCUCACCAAUGGAUUGGAUGUUAUUAACAAUACCAAUCUCAAUUACUUCGGUCCAAACCAGAAGGCUGAGUUCUAUACACUAAAGGGUAUGUUCUUGGAGAAGCUAGGUCAGCGGGAUGAGGCUGCGGAGGCCUAUGGCAUGGCACUAUUCUUUGACAUCAAGCUUCCAAAGGCAUGGGCAGAAUGGGGGUAUUACAAUGAUCGUCUGUUCAAAGAAAACCCAAAUGAUUAUCAAUUCGCGCGAAACGCGUUGAGCUGCUACCUCGAGGCUGCUGGACUCUUCAAGAAUGCGAAGUCACGGAAAUUGCUCACUCGCAUUCUCUGGCUACUAAGUCUUGAUGACGCCGAAGGCACCCUGUCGGCACAAUUCGAUGACUACAAAGGUGAGACGCCCGUGUGGUACUGGAUCACCUUCAUCCCUCAACUUUUGACUGGACUUGGCCACAAGGAAGCACCUAAAGCGAAUAUACUUCUUUCCAAGAUCGCCAAGGCGUAUCCCCAAGCUCUUUACUUUCAGUUGCGAACCAAUCGAGAAGAUAUGCUCGCCAUCAAGAAGACCCAGGAGCAGAAAGAGGCAAGAGAGAGAAUGGCAAAAGCUAGACAGCAGGGCAAUAAUAGCGGUUCAGCUCCACAGCAAAACGGCUCACCCAGUGCCCAACGUCAGAACACUCCUGCUACUCGACCUGAUAGUGCUGCUGGAUCAAGGCCCGGAACAGCAAACCCGGAGUCUAAUUCUGUGGUCAAGGCUGAGCCGGAUGCAAAUGGAGAUAACAAGACUGAUGUUACAGCUGCACCGCAGAAGAAGCCGCCAUGGGAGCACACCGAGGAGGUGCUCGCUGUACUCAAGACUGCCUUCCCGCUCUUGGCACUUUCUAUGGAAACCAUGGUUGACCAGAUUUCCAAGUUCUUCAAGUGUCCACCAGAUGAAGAUGCGUACAGAUUGAUCACUGCUUUGCUCAACGACGCACUCUCGUACGUUGGCCGCAUGCCCGGUUCAUACGCUCACGAUGUCAAGUUACCACAGGCAACCGAGUCAAACAUCACGAGAUUUGCUGAGACCAUUCUUCCGACGCAUAUACGAGCCUCGUUUGAAAUCGACUUUGUUCAGAAGAAGCCGACAAUGCACGAAUAUAUUCAUAAGCUCCGCAAGUGGCGCGAUAAGUUCGAAGCCAAGCUUGAUCGAAGAUCGAAAAUUAAGUAUCUGGAGGAUUGUAGCCAACACCUCAGUGAUUUCAAAUUUGCCAAACUCGACGAGAUCGAGGUCCCCGGCCAAUACUUGCAACACAAAGACAAAAACCAGGACUUUAUUCGCAUUGAGCGUUUCUUGCCAAAUGUUGAUCUAGUCCGAAAUAUUGGGGUUUGCCAUCGCCGAGUAAAGAUUCGUGGUCACGAUGGUAGCGUUCAUCCAUUCGCGAUUCAGCAUCCAGCCGCCAGGCACUGUCGGCGUGAAGAACGAAUCUUACAGUUGUUUAGACAUUUUAACGGGAGCCUAAGUAAGCGCAAAGAAAGCCGGCGCCGCAAUCUCAACUUCACCCUGCCGCUAAUGAUUCCUCUUGCCCCACAUAUUCGUAUGGUGCAAGAUGACCCAACCUAUGUCUCGUUACAAGGUGUCUAUGAAGAUCACUGCAGGAAGAGUGGGAUGUCGAAGGACGAUCCCAUCCUAUUUACAAUGGACAAGAUGAGGGCAUUUGCCGAGGGAAAGGCAAGUCACAUUAAUGCUGAGCCUAUAGAUGAAGCUAACAUAUUCCAGAAAAAUAUCGAUCAGUCAAUCACCGCCAAACUCGAAACUUACGGUGCCAUCCAGGAUAAAUGGGUCCCCCACAACCUGGCUCUUGAAUACUUUACGAAGGUGUACCCGUCAUAUUCCGAGUUCUGGCUCUUCCGCCGUCAAUUCUCCUAUCAAUUCGCGGCCCUCACCUUCAUGACCUACAUCUUACACAUGCACAACCGCUACCCGCAAAAGCUCAACAUCUCCCGCGGUACCGGCAACGUCUGGGGUUCAGAACUUAUGUCCUGCAUGGCAGCCGGAAAGGCCUUCUUCCAUAACCCCGAGCCUGUUCCUUUCCGCCUGACGCCCAACCUACAGACACUCAUGGGUCCCUUAGCCACCGAAGGCAUUUUCUCCUGCGCAAUCAUGGCUAUUGCGCGCUGCCUGACGGAACCAGAAUUUGAGCUCGAACAACAGCUUUCACUGUUCGUAAGAGACGAGAUGAUCUUUUGGUUCACGUCCGCGCACAGAAGCUCGGGCAGUAUGGGUGAGGGGCAGCUUAGGGAGACAGUCCAGACUAAUAGUGAGUUGAUUGUCAAGAGGACCCUAAGUAUCGCGCAGAGUCCGGCGGGUGCACUGCCGGCGAAUCAGACGGUCAUUGAUUUGAUUGCAAAGGCGGUUAACCCGAUGAAUUUGGCGCAGUGUGAGGCGCUUUUCAUGCCCUAUCUAUGA